UAUAUUAUAUUAUUAUAGUAUCAGUUGUGAAUGUUUUGAACUGAGGAUCCAGUGAAAACUGAGAGUAAUGGAAGGAUGGGAUCCCCAAAAUCUAGUUCUACCGGAAGUUGGCAAGCUACGAAGAUCACAGUCAGAGUAUCUGGACCAACAUUUCAAGACCCAGAAAGAUGUUUCUUCAUCUUCUACUUCUUGUUCUUGUCUGUUGUCGGAAUGGACCAAACAUUGUUCUGAUUGCGACAAUCGUCUGCUACACCUCCGAACCACCCUCAUGGAGCUCACCCUUUCGUGGAUCUCUCCUUCUUUUCGAGCCAAAGCUUCCCUCGCAAAUCUCAAGCUCACCCUCAACGCUUCCUGUCCUUAUGGGACUGCUUUGCAGAGGCUUCUGGUUGAAGAGCUGCCCCGGCUUGCCCUUCAAUUGCACCGAAUUCACACCAUCCGCCAAUAUGUUGAAACCACUCUUAGGUUAGAAGCCUUGGUAGGAGAUCUUGAGGACGUUGUUUUCUCUUCGGGGAAUCACCUUACAGGGAAUAUGUUCACAAAGUUUUCAACUUCACUGACAUCACAAGAGCUUGUAGUAAAGGAAGAAAGAUCACAUCAAGCCAUAAAAGCCAUGAAUGAUAUUGAGGAGACAAUUGUCAAUGUUGAGAAAUCUAGAGGAUGGCACCACCUUUUAGUUUCAGUUGAUCACAGAGUGGAUAAAACUUUGGCUGUACUUCGACCAGAAGUUCUUGCACAACACCGUGCUCUUCUUGCUUCUUUAGGGUGGCCUCCUAAACAUCUAACAUCAAAAGUUGAAAGUGGAGGGGUCCCCGAGUUCCCGAACCCACUACUUUUAAUGCAUGGAGAUGAAAAGAAGUCUUAUGCUCAAAGUUUUCACCUGCUUUGUGCUUUGCAGAAACUGCACACACGUAGAGAAGCUCGAAAGUUCAAAACGUUAGGUCAACAGGAGUGUGAGAUACGGCUUUGGGCUAUUGAUGAACUGGUGUCUCCUUUAGCUGAAAGAAUGGAAUAUCACUUCUUGAAAUGGACGGAGCAGCCUGAGUUUAUAUUUGCUCUUGUGUAUAGAGUAACCAGGAACUUUAUGGAAGGAGUAAGUGAUAUUUUGCAGCCUUUGAUUGAUGCAGCCAGAUUAACGAGCUAUAGUGCUAAUGAAGCUUGGGUUUCUGCAAUGGUGCGCAUCCUUUCUGGGUUCUUAACAAAAAAUGUUUUUCCUACCUUGGCUGAAAGAUACAAAGAGAAAGACAUGAAAUUAGAAGUUAUCUCAUUGUGGCUUAAUCUAGUUGAUCUAAUUGUUGGUUUCGAUAUACAGAUGCAAUCACUAUUGAGAUAUGAAACUUAUCUCUUAUUUCCUGAUACUCAAAGUUAUAGCAAGCAUUCAAGAGGGAUGUCAGUGUUAAUAGUAUUUUGUGAUAGACCAGAUUGGCUUAAGAUUUGGGCAAAGAUGGAGCUCAAGGAUGGCUGGAAGAAACUAAAAGCAGUACUGAAGGAUGCUAAAGCUUGGCAAAUUGAUGAUAAGCAUAGAGUUGACUUUGAUGUUAGUACAGCAUGUGAAGCAUUUUUGCUUUCUUCUAGAGAAGCCCAUAAAGCUCCACAUGUUGCGGAAUCUGCACUUAAAAUCGCACAAGAAAUGACCGACAGAUGCCAAACUUUGCCAGUUCUUUCGGCACGUUCCAAAUUUGUAAGAUCAACUGCAGCCAGUUUCUUCUGGUAUUUUUCUAAUGUACUACUGCUGCAUUGUAAAAAUGCUGAAUUGUCUCCCGAAAAUCUUGAUGGUAAUGCGUUGGUUAUAGCAUGUGAAUCCAUCAAUGCUGCUAGAUAUGUCGAGUCUAAACUGCAAGAAUGGAGCGAUGAUGCAAGUUUCUUGGAGAUGAAAAUUGCUGAAAACGAUUCUAACAUGCAUGAAAAAGACAAAUGUGUUACUGCUGAUUGCUUCUUUGGAGAGGAAAUAAAAUGCUUGGCUGAACUAGAGACCAACUGGCUUAUGGAAAUCGUUGCUGUUCUUCUUCGUCAGUUUGAGAAUCUAAUUUCGGAAUACAACCAUUGUGAGGACUAUAUCGAUGAAGACCAGAAUACAACACCAAACGGAGAAUCGGCUAUAUCCGCAAACGGAGAAUCGGCUAUAUCCGAUUCUCUUGUUGAAGCAUUGCAUGCUUUGAAGAAUCAUCUUCAUGUUCUUAUGAAGAAUCUUAAUCGAAAAGACUUCUUGGACUUGUGGCGAAGUGUGGCCGAGGGGCUGGACCAUUUUAUGUGCGGUAGCAUUUUGGCAAGUGAAGAUCGGUUUUCGAGGAAGCGAAGCAAUCGGGUUGCAGCUGAUAUGCAAGCAUUGUUCCUUGUGUUCCAACCAUUUUGUGCUCGUCCUCAAGCAUUUUUCCCUUGUAUUAGAGACAUCCUGAAGCUGUUAACAAUGAGCAGAGAAGAGGUAACGCGGUUGUUGGUAGGUUUAUCGAGUCAGAAAAGCGAAAAUUGUAUUCGAUUUUAUGGAAUUUCCCACUUACGUUUUGAUCAAGUUGAGAAAACUUUGAGUAAAAUGGAGUUUUGACUUUGCGAUGCUACGUGAAAUUCAUAGUCAAUAGAUCAUUUUUCUGUUCUUUCCA
Hibiscus syriacus is the source of this 2594-nucleotide messenger RNA. Its product is annotated as RINT1-like protein MAG2L. Gene Ontology annotation, cellular component: Dsl1/NZR complex. NCBI's taxonomy places the organism in Eukaryota, Viridiplantae, Streptophyta, Magnoliopsida, Malvales, Malvaceae. Gene Ontology annotation, biological process: retrograde vesicle-mediated transport, Golgi to endoplasmic reticulum; regulation of ER to Golgi vesicle-mediated transport; endoplasmic reticulum to Golgi vesicle-mediated transport. Bases 68 to 2539 code for a protein of 823 amino acids. The transcript has 5 exons. The record is from RefSeq and is a predicted model, not a curated record.